CGGAGUUUUUCUUUUGGAGCGGUAUUAAAGGUUUGAUUCUUUUGCAGAUGCUAUGCUGGGUACAGACAGGUUUUUGGAUGUUAUUUGUGUGUAGGGGAUGUCGAUGGUAUAGCUGCUUUGUGCAUUUUGUAAUGUGUUUUGUUUUCGAAAUUAUUAUUCGUUGAAUACAACAUCUUAGCAUUAGCUUCAGAACAAGUAUCACCAUGUAUUGUCCUUCGACUCGUAUUGUUUGAUUUAUCUGAGAUUUGGAGAAUACUAGAGUAUAUUUUUAGAUGAAUUCUUUUUCCGUAGACGAAUUGAUGCUAUCGUUUGAUGAGCUAAAACCGUUCAGCGAAGUUCUCCACGAUGAUAUACAGCUGUAUAGACUGCAUAAGCUUUAUAAGAAUCUAGACAAGCACGAUGAUGAUGCUCUUUUACGACAUAUCUUAGUCGUUGUUUCUUGCAUGGAAGAUUGUCUGCAUGCUGAUCCGCCCUUGAUAAAAAUGCUUCAAAAUUGCCUCGUCGAAAUGACAUCGCUCAUCGAAAAAACAAAAGAAUCAUCUUCAAAGAAUCUUCUUGCGAUCGCGACCGGAAUCCUUUUCAAAUACAGCGCCGCGCUGCUGCAGAUACAAGAAGAUACUGACUUUGAACUUGCUCUUUUCCUCAAUGCUAUUGCAUAUCACUACCUCAGUUCUGCGUUAUCUACGGAAGCAGACGUUUCUGCAUGGAUCGCUCUACACACGCUUGAAGCAGGCGCAGCUAUCACGUAUGGUUAUGUCGUCGAGAAUGAAGACAUCGAACUGUGCACAAGGGAUGAUUUAGCGGAGUUCUGUGUGGACAGUUUGAUACCAUCCGAUGGUCGCAUUCAAAGGCUUCAUGCUGGAGUGUAUCGUGAUGCCAUUGCUGCUGCACCAACGGUUUGGCCAACUAUCACGGUCAUGCAAGUAAGAAAGAUGUUUGAAAGACUAACACCGGUGCUCAGCAAACCUGAUGUUUUGCGGAUUAUUGUGUGGAUGAUAGGACAUGAUAGCACUUUCGAAGAAUUAUCCAUAUUCGACAGCCUACUCAUGCGAUCAAAUGCGCUGAGUAAAAGUAAUGAUCUUGAUUCUCCUAAUCUCAGUGGUACAGAUGUCAAGUGUUUCUUGUUUACUUUAUCGCUCUGGAGUGACUCCACAACAGAUCCAGCAGUGGUGCCAGCUCGUUUACGCAUCAGAGCUGAUCAGAACAACUGCUGGAGAGCUAUUUGCCAGCUACUUUGCAGCAACUCUGGAAAUGAAAGCGUAAAAAGUGUUUUACUGCGAUCUCGAGUCAUAGACUCCGUAAGGCUGCGUCACCGUGUCGUAUCCCUAAGGAGGCUUUAUGAAGUAUUUCGAUGGCUCGAAACUCAUAUAAAGAAUCAUCAGUGGUUAAUGUUGUACGCCACUGCAAUAAAUGAAGUAAUAACGGGUGCACCCUCGCAUCGCAGAAAGUGUGACGAUCUGUUCCCGGAUGGAGUGGAUGAUGAUGCAGAUAUGUCAGUCGAUGAAGUGGAUCGUAUCGAGGAACAUGUAUCAAGGUAUAUAGCCUUACAGCAUCUAUCCAAAAACGAAUUCACUCGUGCUGAGCAUCUGUUGAUUUAUGCGAACUCAUUCGAAAGCAAGAAACUGCUGUUGAAAGUUUAUCGCAAAUGGCUCGAGGAAGGAACUCUAGAAAAGCAGGAACGUGAUCAGCUUUCCAAGCGUGUGCGAGAGCUUGAGAUUGAAUGUUGCGAGGAGGAUCUAAGAGGACGUACCCCAUCGACGAACUCUGCUGCUUCGAUUACUUCAGCUGAUGAAACUGUAGCUUCCGCCAUCCCACCUGGUACACGAAAGAAUUUGGUGGAUGCUUGUACAAAUACUCCUAGUCGUGUAGACACGUCCACAUCCUGCGGUGACGACGCCUCGUUCUUCUCUGCCAAGAGCGAUAGAAGCGGUGCAGUAAUGCAUGAAGAAUCUUUCGCGAGUGCCGUUGCUAGUCCAUAUGCUCCUUCUUCGGGAAAACCGCCACUAUUGCCGACAUCGCAAAUCGUUUCCACUACUCCGAUUGGAUAUCAAGAUCAUGCAACGCAACAUCCCGAUGGUAGCACGUUCACAUCAGCAGCGAGUUCUACGGCUCCGACCAAAGCCGAUGAUGCAGUUCACUUUGGGAGCAUAGGCCAUCCACAACUGACUGCUACGAAACCGGUCAUUGCAAGCUCUCCCAGUUCGUAUCGAAGUCCCCCUUUGGCCCACCGGUGA
Cylicocyclus nassatus is the source of this 2234-nucleotide messenger RNA. The record is from the annotation of a GenBank genome assembly. NCBI's taxonomy places the organism in Eukaryota, Metazoa, Nematoda, Chromadorea, Rhabditida, Strongylidae.